This is a messenger RNA of Mobula hypostoma (lesser devil ray), 1042 nucleotides long. It is a transcript of the gene bccip, whose product is annotated as BRCA2 and CDKN1A interacting protein. The coding region runs from base 16 to 903 and encodes 295 amino acids. NCBI's taxonomy places the organism in Eukaryota, Metazoa, Chordata, Chondrichthyes, Myliobatiformes, Myliobatidae. The transcript has 7 exons. The record is from RefSeq and is a predicted model, not a curated record. Gene Ontology annotation, cellular component: nucleus.
CGGAAGCGCAGGAAGAUGGCGUCGGCGGCGAAGCGCCGCGCGUUGCGGGAGGCGGCGGGCAGCGAGUCCGAGUCCGAGUCGGGCCAAGGCUCCGACGGAAGCGGCGAGGACUCGGAAGAAGAACUGCACGAGGAAGUGCAAGUAGAUUUUGAAGCACACACCAUAUCUGACUUAGAUUGCGAUGGAAUCAAGAGAUUGUUACAGCAGUUAUUUCUCAAGGCCAGUGUCAACAUCACUGAGCUAGCUGAUUUGAUUAUACAACAAAAUCACAUUGGAAGUGUUAUUCGGCAAGCUGAAAUCUCAGAUGAAAGUAGUGAAGAAGAUGAUGAAGAUGGUGUUUUUGGAUUUAUCACUGUUUUAAAUCUGACUGAAAGGAAGGGAACUGAAUCUAUAGAACAGAUAAAAGAUUUGGUUCUGAGCCAGUGCAAGACCCAUUAUCCGACUGCAGCUGAGCAGCUGGAAAAAAUACUAAAUGACAACAGCAAGACUGUCAGCUUUCUCAUCAGUGAGCGCUUCAUUAAUGUGCCUCCUCAGAUUGCACUGCCACUGCACAAACAGCUCCAAGCGGAAUUGUUGGAUGCACAGAGGACUAACAAACCUUGUGGCAAGUGCCAUUAUUACCUUGUGAUCAGCAAGGCCUGUGUGGAAGCAGGAAAGAAAAAGUCACAUCAAAGGGGCAAGCAGAAAGAAGAUUUAUUGUUUGCAAAUGCAGAAGAUGAGUUCUUUUAUGAGCAAUCCAUUAUGAAAUUCAGCUACAGUGUGGAAGAGGAGAGUGACAGCUGUCUCUCUGGACGUUGGGCAUUUGAUGAUGUUCCUAUGAAACCUCUACGUAUAGUAAUGCUAAUUCCUGCUAACUGCUUAAAUGCAGUUAUGGACAAAUUCAAAGAAUAUUUAUCUGUAUAAUCAAUAUUGCAUUUUCACAAUGGACAGAUUUCCAACGAUGAGUAUUUAGCUUUUUGUCCUAUGACUUUAAUUAACAAAUAAAAUUUGAUUUUUAAACAAUGAUAUUAAAAACUUUUACAUGUAAAAUUUGAAAACUAAU